This is a messenger RNA of Caenorhabditis sp. 36 PRJEB53466, 634 nucleotides long. The record is from the annotation of a GenBank genome assembly. NCBI's taxonomy places the organism in Eukaryota, Metazoa, Nematoda, Chromadorea, Rhabditida, Rhabditidae.
AUGAUCAAAGCCAUACUUGUGAUCAACAAUCAUGGCAAGCCGCGUCUCCUCAAGUUCUAUCAGCACUACACGGAAGAGAUGCAGCAGCAAAUCGUGCGCGAAACGUUCCAGUUGGUCUCGAAACGCGACGACAACGUGUGCAACUUUUUGGAAGGCGGAACCUUGAUCGACGGCAACGAUUAUCGACUGAUAUACCGACACUACGCGACGCUCUACUUCAUCUUUUGCGUAGACUCGUCCGAGAGCGAGCUGGGCAUUCUGGAUUUGAUUCAGGUAAGCAAUUUAUCACAAAAAACCAAAUUUUCAAUAAAAAUCGAAACGCUUGCAGGUUUUCGUUGAAACUCUCGACCGAUGCUUCGAGAACGUGUGCGAGCUGGACCUGAUCUUCCACGUCGAUCGCGUUCAUCACAUUCUCGGCGAAAUCGUGAUGGGCGGUAUGGUGCUCGAGACGAACAUGAACGAGAUUCUGCAGCGGAUUCAGGAGCAGGACAAGAUUCAGAAGCAGGAGGCGGGCAUCACGGCGGCGCCCGCACGCGCGGUCUCCGCCGUCAAAAAUAUGAACAUCUCGCAGCAGCUGAAGGACAUCAAACUGCCCGAUCUUCCGUCGCUUUCCAAUUUGAAAAACGCUUUCUAA